CGGAAACUUGCCCCAACUGACCCAGCCAGGGCGUUUCAUCCCUUGCAAAUCAGAGGCUGCUGCCAAUGCGGCAGGCAGCCAUGGGAGGAGGAGGAGGAGGAGGAGGAGGAGGAGGAGGAGGAGGAGGAGGAGGAGGAGGAGGAGGAGGAGGAGGAGGAGGAGGAGGAGGAGGAGGAGGAGGAGGAGGAGGAGGAGGAGGAGGAGGAGGAAGAGGAGGAGGAGGAGGAGGAGACGGAGGUGGCAGGAGGCAGCGGCCGGAGGCAGCGACCUGCACUGGAAGAAGAGAGAGAGGGAAACGCUAGAGGCGUCAAUCAGUAAGCGGACCAAACCCGAGCGAUGGAAAGAAGCGAUGGACUGCGAGCAAUGGUUGAGAGCAAGCGACGACAGAACAUGGGAGCAAUGUAGACAGAUCAAUGGUUGACAGAUCAAUGGUUGACAGAUCAAU
This is a messenger RNA of Closterium sp. NIES-67, 445 nucleotides long. NCBI's taxonomy places the organism in Eukaryota, Viridiplantae, Streptophyta, Zygnematophyceae, Desmidiales, Closteriaceae. The record is from the annotation of a GenBank genome assembly.